ACCGCCGGGGUGCUUUGUAAUGAGGGGUGGAAGAAGGUGGUCUUUCUGCAUGACCGAUCUGUGUAAAACAAUGGGAUCACCGACAGAGCUGACUCUGGACUGCAGGCCUUCUCCUGGUAAAUACUCCAGCGCGUUGAAGGCAAUUUCGCCUGUAAGCGAUCAGUUUGAAAGAAUAAGACAGCUCGAUGAUUAUCUCAAGGGACUAGAGGAGGAAAGAAAGAAAAUUGAAGCUUUCAAAAGAGAACUUCCUGUCUGUAUGAAUCUUCUUGAUGAUGCAAUUGCUGCUUCUAAGGAACAGUUAGCAAAUUGCCAAUACAUGCCUGCGUCUAGUGACAGCAGACCAGUGCUAGAGGAAUUCAUACCUCUCAAGAAACCGUGCGAUGAGUCUGGAGAGGAAUCCGAGGUGAAUCACAGCCAUCAUGAUUCAAAGAGAACAAAAUUUGACACUGGUGAAAAACCCAACUGGAUGAGUUCUGUUCAGCUGUGGAGUCAGAAUUCUGAAUCUGAAGAGUGCAAGGAAGAGCAAAGGGUUUCCCCACAGGAAAAUCCAUUGAAGCCACACGAUUCCCAUUCUGGCCAAUCUGGUCAAGAGCAAAUUUUCGCAUCAAACUCUAAGUUGUUUCCUGAUUCUAAGAAAAGAACUGGAGGUGGAUUCCUCCCAUUUUUAAGAGAGAGACAAAGCAAUCCAGCUGUCUCUGUAAGAUCGGAUGCAGGCAAGACUUUACCAGACCUUGCCUUGUCAUCGGGAGAGCAGGAGGUAGGUUCCUCCCAUAGAUGCAAUGAAAUUGCCAAGUUGAACAAUGCCACCACCACCACAUUCAGGAAUAGUAAAUCCAAGGAACCAAUAGAGACCGCUGCGCCUGUGUUCUCCAAGAAAGGGUCAGAAAAACCUAGCGUGGGUGGUUGCUCUCCUGCUCCAACUACAUCCAAUGGGGCUCAAUCUCAGAGAAAAGCUAGAAUGUGCUGGUCACCAGAGCUGCAUAGGCGCUUUGUCAGUGCUCUUCAACAGCUAGGUGGGUCACAAGUAGCAACGCCAAAGCAAAUCAGAGGGCUGAUGAAGGUGGAUGGGCUUACCAAUGACGAAGUCAAAAGUCAUUUACAGAAAUACCGUUUGUACAUCAAAAGGCCAAGUCCUUCUCCUCAGACGUCUGCUUCUCAAGCCCCACAAUUGGUGGUUCUUGGAGGAAUUUGGGUGCCUCAUGAUUAUGCAGCAGCCCAUCAAGCUCCAGGAUUUUACAGUCCCCUUUCAAAUACUUCCACUUCUCAUUUCCAAUCACACUAA
Cryptomeria japonica (Japanese cedar) is the source of this 1282-nucleotide messenger RNA. Its product is annotated as myb family transcription factor EFM-like. Gene Ontology annotation, biological process: regulation of DNA-templated transcription. The record is from RefSeq and is a predicted model, not a curated record. NCBI's taxonomy places the organism in Eukaryota, Viridiplantae, Streptophyta, Pinopsida, Cupressales, Cupressaceae. Gene Ontology annotation, molecular function: DNA binding; DNA-binding transcription factor activity. The transcript has 2 exons. The coding region runs from base 20 to 1282 and encodes 420 amino acids.